Messenger RNA from Suillus bovinus, 464 nucleotides. RefSeq names its product heat shock protein 9/12-domain-containing protein. The record is from RefSeq and is a predicted model, not a curated record. The transcript has 4 exons. Bases 159 to 422 code for a protein of 87 amino acids. NCBI's taxonomy places the organism in Eukaryota, Fungi, Basidiomycota, Agaricomycetes, Boletales, Suillaceae.
GAGCGUCAUACUGGCGUCAAGCUUGCACAGCUUUCCGGUCACUUCCAAGGGGUAUAUAAGGUCGAGGAUAUUCGAUUAUUUUUCCCAAUUCCCUCUCUCUACACACACAAGACAAACACUCGUACAACUUUACACUCAUAUUCAAUAUCAUCAUCACAAUGGCUGACACUGGACGUCAAUCUAUGACCGACAAGGCUGCUGCUUCUAUGAAGCCCGAGUCUCAGAAGUCGAUGACCGAGCAGGCUGCUGACAAGGCCAAAGGAAUGUCCGACUCGGUCGCUUCUACUCUGCAACCGCAGAGCGAGAAAUCCACCACUCAGAAGGCAGGGGACACCGUGAGCGGCAAUUCCAACGAAGACCAGGAGUCUUUGAUGGGAAAGGCUAAGCAUGCCAUGGGCAUGGGCGGUGCGGAGAAGGAGUAAUUUAUUCAUUUCAUGCGAGUGUCUCAUAUACUGUAUCAUAUG